AUGUCUAUUCCUGCUCAGAUCAGGGCUACUUUCCAUAUGAUGCUCCAUGGCCAACAUUCAGCCGAGUACCUCAAGGAGCCAGAGAAUUUCCGGUCUUUCGAGAUGCAGCAGGAGACUCUGGCGGUCGGUGGUCAUGCUGUCCGUGAAAGGCCCGAGAUGGAUCCUCCGGAAUGGUUACCGUCGAUAGUAGAGACACGGCUUCGCAGCCAGUUUCAGGGGUGUUUUCUGCGCAACCUGCAGCGUGCAGGUGACAAGAUGAUGGAAUAG
Pyricularia pennisetigena is the source of this 267-nucleotide messenger RNA. RefSeq lists its product as uncharacterized. Lineage: Eukaryota; Fungi; Ascomycota; Sordariomycetes; Magnaporthales; Pyriculariaceae. The transcript is spliced from 2 exons. The record is from RefSeq and is a predicted model, not a curated record. Bases 1 to 267 code for a protein of 88 amino acids.